Canariomyces notabilis is the source of this 5115-nucleotide messenger RNA. RefSeq lists its product as uncharacterized. Lineage: Eukaryota; Fungi; Ascomycota; Sordariomycetes; Sordariales; Chaetomiaceae. The record is from RefSeq and is a predicted model, not a curated record. The transcript has a single exon. The coding region runs from base 1 to 5115 and encodes 1704 amino acids.
AUGGACUACGCUCGCCUUCGGGCUGCAGCGCUGAAUCAUGGUGAAGACGAGGAGGCCGUUACCGUCGACACGCGAGCCCUCAUCGACAAGGUUCUGGCUCGAUACUCGGGAGAGUGGACCACGCUCAGAGAACUCAUCCAGAAUGCCGCCGAUGCCCAGGCGACCACGGUCAGGGUCAAAUGGGAGACGUUGCCGUCGACUCAAGUGCCCCUCCCUGCCACCACCAACCAGUCCGACAUCAUCAGGCAUGUCAUCGCCCACCACACACUGAAGCGGCUCGUCGUUCAAAACGAUGGCCAGCCAUUUACCAAGACCGACUGGGCGAGGUUGAAGAAGAUAGCAGAGGGAAACCCAGACGAGACGAAGAUUGGCGCAUUUGGCGUUGGCUUUUACAGCGUCUUUGCCGAUUGCGAGGAGCCCUUUGUCAGUUCUGCCAACGAGGCCAUGGCCUUCUACUGGAAGGGCAAUGCGCUCUUUACGCGGAAGAUCACGCUACCGCCUGGCGAAGGAAACUCCGACACCACUUUCGUGCUGGACUAUAGGAGCUCGACCACACCUCUUCCAAAUUUGCUCUCGGUCAGCCAGUUUCUUGCCACCAGCUUGACAUUUGUUGCUUUGCAAAACAUCGAGUUUUGGAUAGACGACUGGAAAGUCCUGUCGCUGCAAAAGAAGGCGUCUCCGAGUAUAGACAUUCCCAUUCCGCGCGAUAUCGAGACCAAGACCAAGGACGGGCUCAUGAAAGUGUCAAAGGCGGACCGCACAAGCACCCAAAUAGACGCCACAUUCAUGAGCGUCAUAGGUUGGAAGCCACAGGCCGCAGCUUCCACCGCCAAAUCCAACGAGUCGUAUGGCGCUGAGUUGCACUCGUUGAAGACAUUCUUUUCUCGGCUCACGGCAGGCUCGUCGCGAGGCAAGGCGGCGAAGGAGGAGAAGGCGAUUCAAGAUGCAAUCGCAGAGGAUCUCACAGCUAUAUCAACAUCCAGCAUCUUCCUUCGGGCAACUUCGGCGCAAGUAACCACCAGCGUCACUGGCUCAUUUGCUGCUGAACUAGAAAGGGCGACCAAAAAGCCCCCUCCGAAAGUGACCAAGAUAUCCAUCCUGACUUCUUCCUACGACGAGGCCAUGGCUUCGGCGACUUCCUCAUUAAAUCAGGCUACAAAGAUAGCAGACGUCUUCGCCUCCGUUCUGCCCAGCAAGAAGCCCGGAGGCCGGAUAUUUAUUGGUUUUCCAACCACGCAGACCACCGGUGCCGGGCUGCACAUCUCUGCUCCCUCGGUCAUUCCCACGGUUGAGCGGGAGGCUAUUGACUUAAACGCUCGCUGGGUGCGCACUUGGAACAUGGAGAUGCUGCGUGCCGCCGGCAUCAUGUCGCGGCUCGCUUUUACAUUUGAGAUGGCAGAUCUAAAUGACAAGCUCAAACGAAUGUCCGAGUCCAGCAGCAGCAAGAAGGGGCCAGGCGUCUCCCCCGCCGAUGCGCAGAAACUGGUCCCCCAAGCAAUGCACAUUCUGAAGACAUACACCUUCCAGGACUCGACGCCGAGUGCCCAUGUCGCCCGGCUCAUUGAGGAGGCAUUUUGGACCGCUUACAAGCAUGCAUCUAUCGAGGUGUACUCCUCUCGGGGAGUUCUACCCACGACAAAAGUCCGGAACUCGUCUGAUGAGAUCGGUAAAUUUGUGGGGGGAAUUCCGGUGGUCCUGAAGGAUAUGAUGGAGGCGCCCUUUAUCAAGAAACUGGUAGAGUUUGGACUGAUUGAGGAUAUCACGGUCGAUGACAUCUGCCAGGAGCUUGGGGCCAAGGCGCUUGACAAGGACCAGCUUCAUCAUUUCCUUCAGUGGAUCACCAAGAGCGCGUUCGAGGGGAAGUUUGACCGUCCAAGUGUCCGACGGCUCUUGGAUGUCACUGUUGCGACAAUCUCAGAUGGCGGCAACUCGGGCGAUAUCGUCGCCUUAGGACCCAUCGAGAACUAUCUCAACAGCAAGAUCCCAGGAACGUUUCCAGUUCCGCCGACCACGUUGCCAGCCGCCUUUACGGCCGGAAUCCAGGAGCCCCGGUUGCAGGCCCUGGGCUGGGAACCUCUAGGCAUCGUUCCUUGGCUUCGUUUCCUGAUCAGUUCCGCGUCCGGGAAUGCUGACGACCAGAACCUGACGAAGUCGGACCAGUUCGCUCUGAAGGUCCUGACUGUUCUCUCAAAGAAUUGGGAUAACCUGAGCCCAAGCUCCAAAUCCUCAGUCGUGUCGGCGCUGCAGAACAUCACGGUUAUGCCGACCAAGGCGGGAAUGAAGAAACCCGCCGAGUCCUUCUUCCCGUCUGUGAAGCUGUUUGACGACCUUCCGACGCUUGAGGGCUGUGCCAAUCUAAAGGAGAAAUUCCUGGUCGCUCUGGGUGUAAGAAAGACUGUCGAUCUCGAGACGAUUUUCACCCGGCUGUUAAGCCCUUCGCCCGCGGCUGGCAGCAGCGCACAGCCGAGAUGGAGUCAUAUGGAGCUGAUCAAGUAUCUCACUUCGGUGAAGGACGACAUUCCAGAAGCCGAUAUGAAGAAGCUCCGCGAGUCGCCGCUGUGCCCUGCCGAGGCGGGUCCCCGCGGGAUGGAGCCCACCAAGGGCUCGACACGGUUGUACAAGGUAUCAGAGCUCUUCGAGCCCAGAGACUCUCUGCGAACAUUAGGACUGCCCAUCUUGCAUUGGCCAGGACCGCCAGGAAGUUUCAGAAAUACAAGCAACGAGGCCCGGUUCUUGUACUUACUCGGCUUGCGUCCGCACCCAUCUGUGGCGGAGCUCCUCGGGAUGAUGGCAUCGCCAGACGAGGACCUUCGCACCAGCGCCAUAAAAUAUUUUGUAGCUAACCAUAGCUUGAACGGGUAUGCAUCAUCUGACAUCUCGGGCACCGACAAGGCUAUCCUUCCAAUUGAAGGCAACGGAAAGCAAUUGGUUCAGCCGUCCGCCUGCUACACGAAUGAAAAAGCCGCUAUCUUCGGAUACAACAUACUGAGAAAAGACUUGCAUCAACACGCACUCAAGUUUGGCGUUGCGCGCGAUCCUCCAAUCACGGGCUGUGUGGAGAGGCUUAUUGCGAAACCGCCUCAGGACCGUGCCAUGGCCAUCACUCUGUUCGAGUAUUUUGCUACCCGUCUGGGCGACUUGGGACACCACCACCUGACCAGGUUGAGAGACGCGCCCAUUGUUCCCGUUCUUAGGCAGAAAGGCCAUGAACACGGGCUUGAAGAGAAGUCCGGGUCCACGCUCACUCAUAUUCGUCCUCAGCAUUGCUACUUGGGAAGCUCGUCAACCUACAAAGACAUCUUUGACUUUGUUGACUUUGGUCCUGACGCCAAUGCAUUCCUGUUCAAAUGCGGCGCCAAAAGCGAGCCUACGAAGCACGAGAUUGCCGAGCUAGCCUGCAGUGAACCGGCGCGGUUGCUAAGCACCCUGCAGAGUCCGGAGAGGUACCUCAACCUCAUCAAGUCCCUCGCUGAGGACCUCGGGAGCCUGAAAAGAGACAGGGUGCUGUUCAAGAAGAUGAAGACUUCGGCAUGGUUGCUGGGAUUCCGCGAGAUCUCUUCGGGGAAAGGUAAGGAGUCGUACGAGGAGGAGGAAGAGGCGCCCAUCAAGCAGUACCAACUCGCGACCGCCACCGACAUUGUCAUCCUAGACGACUACAUCAGCUACCGGCUUUUCAAGCAAGCGCUGCUCUGCGCCCCGGAGGAAGAUGCUCUCGAGGCUUUCUAUAUGGCCCUCGGUUCCGAGACUCUGGGCAGCAGAGUGCAGGAGGAUAUCCGGGUGGGUCCGCGGACGGCGAACCAAGAGGGCGCCGAGUGGCUGCGGAAGCACGUGCUAGAGCGCUCGAAGCUCUUCUUGCACGAGUACUCCAAAGACAAGCGGGAUGCGAUCAAGCACGACACAAGAUGGCUCGAGAAGAACUUGCAGGUGUUGUCGGUCGCUUCGGUAGCACUGCGGCGGGUGCUCAAGGGCCACGCCAAGGCGCACCAGGAGAAACGGUCGGCUGCUAGUUCGCAGACGGCUUACGGAUGGACCCUCUAUGUCUCUGCCGAGGGCAAGCCCGACAUGUACCAGGUCGGGCAAGCUAUCUGUCAGCUCUUGCUCAACCGGCCCAACCAGAACGCCUACGUUUUCUUCGAGCCAUUCCUCAAGCUCGGCCUGCUCGAUCUGCGCUCGCGCGGGUAUAACGUCGACCGGAUCCUGCGCGCAAAAGCCGCCGAGGCGAGACUAGCCGAGGAAGAACGGCGCAAAGCGCUCGAGGAAGAACAGAAACAGAUUGAAGAGCAACGGAGGCAAUGGGCGGCUGCCCAAACCGGGGCGGCCGAGGCGGCGCGCGAAGAGGUGCGGACACCGCAACGAGACCCGCGGCCUGGCCUCAUGCCAGGCAGUUUCGAGGAUUCCCCAGACGACCGGCCCCUGACACCGCCUCCCAAAGAGCAGCACAACAAGCCCAGGCGGGGCGCCGGUAGUCUCUUCUCCAAUCUGACCCGCCGGCUCGGUUUCGAAAUGGGCUCGGACUCGCAGAACGAGUUGGAUAAGUUCCUGCCCCCGGCACCACCACCGCAUGAGGAUCCUGGUGUUGCCGCCGUCGAAAUUGGCAAGGGCAAAGCAAACGGCGCCUCAGACGAGCAGCACGACGACGGUCGCGUUACUAACCCGGCCAUCAUCCACCAGAACCUCCUCAACGCAAUCCAAUCCACCCGGCCGCACGACUCGGCGAGGCUCUUCUCCCCGCCGCACCAGACCGAGGUGAAGGAGCAGGCGACGUACUGCGACUCGACGCCGGCGCAGAACAUUGUGUUUGCGGCCGACGCGCCGGACGGCAUGCGCGUGUUUUUGCAUCGCAGCCUGGCCGAUCGCGGAGGCAGUGGCGGUGUCAGCACGUUCUUUGCUGAGCAUAUCGACCCAAUCGCCAGGUUCGAAGCUCUCCUCCGCGACGUGGGUGGUGUGUACGGCCUGCCGGUCAAGGCGCUGCAUAUUUUCUGUGAUGAGGCAGGCGGCACAAUCGCGUUCAACAGCGGCGGGGCUAUCUUCUGCAAUUUGAGGUUUUUUGAGCAGCUCCAUUUUAAGAGGAUGGAGGGGAAUGCGGAGGGUAGGGUUGAGGCUGGGACUUGGUAA